GCUCAGGUAGAAGCAGAAAUGGACGUUCAUAGUAGAGAUGUCUAUUCACUUUUCUCUCUACUUUUGUCUCUUCUCCUCGUUUCAUCUUCUCUCCCUUCUCCUACCGUCUCUGCUUCGGUCGCCUGCCACCCAGAUGAUAAAAAGGCCCUCCUAAGCUUCAAGAAUUCUCUGAAAAUUUCAGAAACAUUCCCCUACACCCCCUGGAAUCCCGACACUGAUUGCUGUGGCUGGGCCUACGUCACCUGCGAUCCCAACACCAACCGCGUCGCCAAGCUGCAAAUUUACAUGGCCACCAUCUUCGGCCAAAUACCGGCUGGCAUCGGCGACCUCGUCUACCUUGAAACCCUAGUCAUGUCCAUCUUGAAUAACGUCGACCUGCCUGGAUCCAUCCCCGACUCCUUCACCAAACUUCAGAACCUCAAAACGCUAGAUAUCAGUUGGACCCCUCUCUCCUGCCGCAUCCCAGAAUUCUUGGGCCACCUUAAAAGCCUCGAGUACCUUGAUCUCUCCCAUAACCACCUCUACGGACCCAUUCCAUCUUCCCUCGCAAAUCUCAAAAAUUUGAAACAUCUUCGACUCAGUGAGAACAAACUCUCUGGCAGGAUUCCGAACUCGUUUCGCGCGCGCCAUUCAAACGUGCAACUGAUCGACCUGACCUACAACAAGAUUGCCGGCGACGCGUCGAUGUUUCUAAGGGACAGUGGAAAGGCAAGAUGGAUCCUUUUGUCGGGGAAUCGGCUCAAGUUCGAUAUGUCAAAGGUGAGGUUUCCAAAGAACUUGACGGCUCUGUAUUUGGCGCAUAACAGGAUUCGAGGAAGGAUUCCAGAGAAGAUCACCAAGCUGGCUCUACCAGAUGCGUUGGAUGUGAGCUACAACCGGUUGUGCGGGAGGAUUCCUGUGGGUGGGAAGCUUCAGAAGUUCAUUCCCAGCUGGUUUAUUCAUAAUCGGUGUUUGUGUGGUGCGCCGCUCCCAGACAAGUGCAAGUCGUAAACCGGCGAGCUUGAGCAGGGUUUAUCCGGGAGAGAAAUUAAUCUAACUACUUUUUAAAAUGCCUUUAAGCGAUG
Molecule: messenger RNA, 1064 nt
Organism: Nelumbo nucifera (sacred lotus)
Lineage: Eukaryota; Viridiplantae; Streptophyta; Magnoliopsida; Proteales; Nelumbonaceae
Product: polygalacturonase inhibitor-like
Molecular function (GO): protein binding
Source: RefSeq, a predicted model, not a curated record